AUGUUUGAAAUUUAUCCCCGCUCCUGGAACUUUCUGCAGAUUUCUGGGGUGUCGCUAAACGUCGCGGGCCUUGUGGCCAUUGCAGAAGUUUCCGUUCUCGCCAAACGGACAACUCUUCUCGACAUACUCGUCCUUUGCCCUGGCAUCCAUCGACAACAGUCGGCAACUGAACUCCACAAUGGCGAGGCACCAGUAGUCGCCGCGCUGACAUCUGGACAUGUAUUCCGUGUUGAAAAUCCUGCCACGGUACUCUUCCUGCAGAAGAUGGGCGUUACCGGUCAUCUCACCUAUCUAAAAGUAACCCCAACCUUGGAAACAAAUACUAAACUCAGUCGGACAUUGACCCUUACAUCCUUUAGUUUCUCGAGCGUUCCAUACUUCCUUUACCCCAUUACGUCCCUAGCGUUUUCGCUCGCCUCUGCAAUGUGCUCGUCAUCCACCGACGAAGUACGAUUGGCUGGAAAGGCGCCUCCGAGCCUUGUGUUCAGGGCGAUCUGCUCAUUCUCCUUAGCCAAGAUCGCUGGAUUAGACUUCAGGGCGCGGUGGAAUGGCUUAAAGGCAGUGACGUCUGGUCAAUGGUUGCGCGACUGCUCUUUUCUCGAAGACUCGGCCACCGCGUUCGCGACAUUGCUUGUGUACACUGACGUCGCGCUCGUCAGUAAUGUCAGCAAAUCGGGACAGAUUUUAAUUCUAGCGCUUUUUGUCUUCUCAACUACACUACUAGCCUCGGCCAAUGCAAUGACGUCAGAACUCCACAUGCAUGGCAGGAGAAUCUCUGCGAUGGAGAAGUCAAUAAAGUAUGGCAGAAGGUUGGACAUGGCCAAUGACCUUAUUCGCGAGACGAAGCGGGACGAUUGGGCGUUGCUGUCCGCCAGUCUGAAGACGCGUCAACAAGCACGGCGGACGACGUAG
This is a messenger RNA of Blastomyces gilchristii SLH14081, 912 nucleotides long. RefSeq lists its product as uncharacterized. The record is from RefSeq and is a predicted model, not a curated record. Lineage: Eukaryota; Fungi; Ascomycota; Eurotiomycetes; Onygenales; Ajellomycetaceae. The transcript is spliced from 3 exons. The coding region runs from base 1 to 912 and encodes 303 amino acids.